GUUUCCGCUGUCCCCGGUGAAAGCUGAGUCAGUCUCUCCAGCAGCAGGAGCUGGGGCUGUGGUAAAGUUUAAUCCUAGGCAGCUCUGAGCAAUCGCGGGAUUGCAAUUUCCUCUAUUCCCACUGACCACCCCAUCCCCCUACAACAUUCUCUCUAUUUCUCUCCACUGAGACUGAGAGAAGCUGCGGAUUGUGUGAAAUGUACUGUCUCCCUCGUUGCUGCUGAGGUUUUAAGAGUCUUAAAGACCCGGAAAAAAAACAGGAAGAGGGAAUCAGUGGUGUUCUGUCAGCGCUGCUGCAGCUAAUACACCAAGUUUGCAGAGUUCUGUGACAAACCGCGACCAAACGAAAAUGCUUUGCAAACUUGUACAUCAGUAUCACCAGGCUCAGCAGCGAAUGGUGCAGAUCGCCUUGUAGUUAGGUGUCUGUGCACAUCUCUCUCUCCCUUUCCUCUGGGAUCACCAGGGUGACCAAGUCAGAUUCCGACUGUGUUCAGCAACUCACUCCUUACCACCUUCCGAGUGAAUGCCAACGACAGCGGGCACGGAUUUUGGGGCGUUAUUGUAAAGGACGGCACGUAGAGCGGCGAAGGAGUUGGAGAGGGGGCCAGAAGAUGUCAACCCCUGCCAGGUAUAAGAAAGAUAAAGAAAUCAUAACCGAGUAUGAGGCGCAAGUCAAAGAAAUACGAGCUCAGUUAGUCGAGCAACUGAAAUGCUUGGAGCAGCAGACAGAGAUGAGGGUUCAACUCCUCCAGGACCUCCAGGAUUUCUUCCGCAAGAAGUCUGAAAUUGAAAUGGAGUAUUCCCGAAACUUGGAGAAACUGGCUGAGAGAUUCAUGGCAAAAACCCGGAGUACAAAGGACCAUCAGCAGUACAAGAGGGACCAGAAUCUUCUGUCCCCAGUAAACUGCUGGUAUCUGCUCCUGAACCAGGUCAGGAGAGAAAGCAAAGAUCACGCAACUUUGAGCGACAUCUAUCUGAACAACGUUAUCAUGCGCUUCAUGCAAAUCAGUGAGGACUCGACCAGACUCUUCAAAAAGAGCAAGGAGAUUGGGUUCCAACUGCACGAGGAUUUAAUGAAGGUUCUCAAUGAGCUGUACACGGUCAUGAAGACGUACCACAUGUACCACACCGAAAGCAUUAGCGCAGAGAGUAAACUGAAGGAGGCUGAGAAACAGGAGGAGAAGCAGAUUGGGAGAGACCCUGUCUUCAGCAUCCAGAUGGAAGAAAAGCACCAGAGGCGGAGGUCGGUGAAAAAGAUUGAGAAAAUGAAAGAGAAGCGUCAAGCCAAAUACUCUGAGAAUAAGCUUAAGUCCAUCAAGGCCCGAAACGAGUACCUACUGACAUUGGAGGCGAGCAAUAACUCUGUUUUCAAAUAUUACAUCCAUGACCUUUCUGAUGUAAUUGAUAAUAAUGACCAGAGCUUGGAUUACAUCAAAGGAUUGUGUACGGCCUUUCACCACUCAGCUGGUGCUGUUUGUACUGAUGUUUCUGGUUGUUCUGAAAUAGGUGAAGAUCCUUUGGCUGAUGAUCAGGAUAACCAUGACAUUAACUCAGUCGCAGGGGUUCUGAAGCUCUACUUCAGAGGAUUGGAAAACCCACUCUUUCCUAAGGAAAGAUUUAACGAGCUCAUUCCCUGUGUCCGAGUAGAGAAUCUGUGUGAGAGAGCCCUUCAUCUUCGCAAGAUUCUCCUCACCCUUCCCCGCUCUGUGAUCAUCGUGAUGAGAUACCUGUUUGCUUUUUUAAACCACCUGUCUCAAUACAGCGACGAAAAUAUGAUGGAUCCUUACAACUUGGCAAUCUGCUUCGGCCCCACCCUAAUGCCUGUGCCCGACACGCAAGACCAAGUCUUGUGCCAAGCCCACGUGAACGAGCUGAUCAAGACCAUCAUCAUCCACAGCGAGCUGAUUUUUCCCGAUCCGAAGGAUCUGGAGGGACCCAUUUAUGAAAAGUGUAUGGCCGGUGACGAUUAUUGUGACAGUCCCUACAGUGAACACGGGACACUGGAGGAUGUUGAUCUCGAUGCUGGCACUGAGACACACACCAGUGAGGAUGAAAUGGCUGCAUUAAUGGACAGUGUCACCAACCAGGUGGCGGGUUGCAGCUGUAAGUGUGAGGCAAGAUCGAUGAUUUAUAAUAAUGCACCCAUUGCUGUGUGUUUGUCUCCUGACCUCUCGCCAAACAUCCACCGUUAA
Rhincodon typus (whale shark) is the source of this 2192-nucleotide messenger RNA. RefSeq names its product SLIT-ROBO Rho GTPase-activating protein 1-like. Gene Ontology annotation, biological process: negative regulation of cell migration; signal transduction. The transcript is spliced from 11 exons. Bases 612 to 2192 code for a protein of 526 amino acids. Lineage: Eukaryota; Metazoa; Chordata; Chondrichthyes; Orectolobiformes; Rhincodontidae. The record is from RefSeq and is a predicted model, not a curated record. Gene Ontology annotation, cellular component: cytoplasm.